UUGGGGCCUGUGGUUGGUGCCCUGGCCUCAGAGCAGGAAGGAUGCCCCCAGACAGCUCAGACCUUCUCAGACAGACCACAGAGUCUCCAAAGAGAUACCAAAGUCUGUCAGGCUUCUGCUGUAAUGCACUUUCACAUGUGGCCACCCACCCACAUGCCCUCAGAGUCAACCCUCUUCCUGUUGCCUCAUCCCAUAUCCUGACAGCCUCCCCCAGUUUGUUAGCUCCUAACUUCAAUUUCAGCCACACGGGCCUUCCAGGUGGGCUGCAGAAAGCAAUGGAGUUUAGAUUCAUUUCUUCAUUCAAAUGUUCAACACAUUUUUGUUGUGCAUUUUGUGCCAAACCACCUUCUCUCCAUCAGAGAACAAAAUAGACCCAGCUCCUUCUUCCUCGUAGAGCUUACUGUCCGGAGGGGGAGAUGGGCAUCGACACACCAUCAUACAAAUUUCCGAGCACUGCAUUGAGAAUUAUUAAAAUACAGUUAAUUCAGACCUCGACUUGAAUCCCAGUGCUGCCACUUGCCAGCCCGGUGACCCUUGGUCUCUUCGGUGGUAAAGCUGGGAUAAUACUAAUUUCCCUGCAGAGGCACCAUCAGGACAGCUUGGGGAAGCACAGUGCCUUGUACGCUGAGGUAGCUCACAGCAUGUAAGCACCCACCCCUGUGCCCUAGCCCAGUGCCAUUUGUCAUUCGGAUGUCACGGGCCACCUUCAGUCUGUAUGAAGAGUCCUGGUCCCAGGUCCCUGGCCAGCUCGAGACUUCUGAGUGGUGAGGCCUUUGUGUUUGAUCACGCUGGCUGCCAAGAUGGGAAGAUGCAAGCAGAGGUCAGAGUGGUACAAUGUGAGAUGGACUCAGUCUGCCACUGCUGGCGUUGAAGAUGGAAGGGGGCCACAAGCCAAGGAAUGACAGAAAUGUCUAGAAACCGGAAAAGGCAGGGAAAUGGAUUUCCCCCCAUACCCUCCAGAAGAAAUGGAAGCCUGCUGACACUUUUUUCUUAGCCCAGCGAGACCCACUUUUGACGGCCAGACUGUAAGAUAAGAAAUGUGUGUUGUCUUACGCUGCUAAAUGCUGUGGUAAUUUGUUUCAGCAGCAACAGGAAACUAGUCAAGAGCCCUGUCUUUGGAGUCAAACAGCUCUGUAGUUUCCCUGCUGUGUGACCCCAGGCAAGAUGCUGGUGCCCUCUGAGUCUCGUUGCCUUGCCUACAAAAUAGGGUUGGGGGGGGCGGUUAAAACAGGAAACAUUUGGAAGGUGCUCAGCACGUGCUCCCAAAAUGGCAAUGACUUUGCUCCCUCAUCCCAAGUUGCUCCCACCUCUUCUCUGACGCCACUUGGGAGGGCAGCAGUGCCAGGCACUAUGGGAGGUUCUCUGCUGGUCCUCCUCUGGGUUUUUAAAGCCAUCCUAAUUCACACCUGGCCACUUUGGAACUUGCAACAAUGCGCGCCGUGCCUCGGCUCCCGGGACGGAGGUGUGUGCUGAUGUGUAAGGCCUGGGAAGGCCAAGGCCAGCGUUCAAUGCGCAAGUCAGUGAAGGUCCCUGCGGUCAAACAGCAGACGGCUCGUUAUGGGCAUUUCUUGUAUUUGUCAGAGCCCUUUGGGAGCCCCCAAGGCCUUUACCCCAACUAGCCACAAAUCAGUAGAGUACCCGUGGGGAAUACAGUAGGACACCGUAACAAACGUCCUACCAAGUUGGCCUCCCCAUCCUUCCCCUGUCUAGGGAGACUCAGGUGGUGGGGCAGGACCUUCUAGCCCGAGGGAGUGGUGUCAUCACCGCCACCACCAUCCUAGUUCAUUCUAGUUUCUAGUCCUUCCUUCCUGUUUUAGAUUAAAGAAAAAAACCUUAGCACCAAAGUAGAACACAGUAAGGGUGUUCUUUUUCCUUCCUGAGUGGGCAUUUCACAGAGGACCUGGGCUAGCCGAUUCAAUGUCAGCUUCAUCUCCAUCCGCAGUUCCAAAGGCCAAAUAGAAAGGGGGGUGGAGGGGGUCCCUGGCCCUGGGGAAAGGGGAGGACACAGUGCCAUCAGUGGUUCCCACAGGUAUAGAUGCUGACGGUGUAGACAGCCUGUGUGUGCAAGUCCUGUUAGGCUGGGCCGCCCUGUACAGAGAACCAGGGGUGUGCUCUUUGGUCGGUGUGUCCUGGGGGUAGCCAGGCAUUCACCACUGAACCGAUCCUGCACUCCUCCCCGCACAACUCCUGUCCUUUCAUAUGGCAUCAGGGAGAGCCCACAGACUUCUACACUCGGAAACAGCUUCUGGGGCUUCCCUGGCGGUUCAGUGGUUAAGACUCCGCUCUUCCGCCGCAGGGGGCACGGGUUCGAUCCCUGGUUGGGGAACUAAGUUCCCGCCUGCCGCGCUGCACAGCCAAAAAAAAGAAAAAAGAAAAAAUAGCCUCUAUGUCUACAGGCACCACUGCAUUGUAACAAGGCAGAGGCUUCUGGUGCAGCUGACAGAGGAGCAUUUGCUUGAAGGCCCAGGCCCUGCAGAGGGGGAUUUUUCCUGGGCCCCCUACCAAAACAGCCCCCCAUCAGGACUGUAGUGAUUCACUCUCUGGAGAAGAUGAGACCACAGAUCACCCAACAAAAUAGGGACAAUGCACAUCCUCAGUGACCCCCACUCAUGGUGGACGUUGGCUUCCUGGCUCUAGCAACGUUCCUACAGUCAGCUUCCAAGGGGACACCUUGCAGGGAGGAGGUUAAGCCGAAAUAGCACCGCAGCCGAUUUGGAGAAUCACAGCUCUAUCAUUUAGCUGUAAGACCCUAUCUAGAGCCUUUGCCCCUUUGGGCCUGAGUUUCCCCAUCUGUAAAAUGAGGCUGAGCCAGGUAACCUCCAGGGGUCCCGUCGGCCCUGCCGUGCUGAGGGAGUUUAGGAAAGAGUCCUGAGAGCCAGAAGACCCCAUGAGGCCAGAGCCCCGUGCUGGCUCCCCGGUCUGGGCCACGCUGUUUAAAGACGCUGACGCUCGCCUUACUCACGACCCAGAGAAUUCCUCUGAUGCCGUAGCUCUGUUGGUCUGCAGAACAGGAUCCACCCGCCUCCACAUCAGUGCUUCUCCUCCUGGCCGCCCUCUGGAAUCGCCCAGAGAGCUUUUAAAAACACUGGCACCUUGUCUCCAGAGAGUGUGAUUUAAUUCAUCUGGGGUGGGGCCUGGGCAAUGGUGUUAUUUUUUAUAAGCUCCCCGGGUAUUUGCUAAUGUAGUUGUGACCCACUGACCCAGAUGUUGGCUGCUAGCGGCUGAAGGGUGACUGCCCGGAGGUGGGAGUGGAAACAGCUUCCCCUGCCCUUGCUGAUGUGCCAUUGCUCUUGUGUCCAUGGUACUUUCUAGUUAUCUGAGCGUCAGCCUGUCUGGCUCAAGUCAGGAUCCCUGGCUCAGGGGGUUCAACAUCCUGUAUCUCCUGGUGGCUUGUAGGUGCUCACAGGUGGUUGGAUGGGAAGAAUCAGGGCACCCCGCUCCUCCUGCAUCUCCCAAGUCCCUGGGGUCCCUGUCCCUAAUUCAGGCUUUAGCAUCCCCCGCAAGGUCUGGGGUGCGCGGGAAGGCAGGCCCGGGGUGCCUGGAGGGAGCUGUCCCGCCGCCCUCAUCCUCUGGCUGGCGAGCGUUCCUCACAGCUACCCAGCCUGACAUCAGAUCUGAGUUCACAUGAUUCUGCCUCAGCUCAGGAAUGGGCAGCCUCCAGCUGGGAUUUUCUAGUCUGAGCUAGGAGGAGUGGCCGGCGGGAGAUCGCAGGAGGGGGAGCUUGGGUCCUGGCUGCAGGGUCACCCGAGGGGGGUCCGCCAGGGCUGGGCCAGGGGUGUUCAGUCUCCUCCCCGGGCCUCUGAGAGCCAGCGAGCACUGGGACAAGCCGGCUCUUUGAGGUUUGAGGGCAGAGCUUUGCCGGGCGGGCAGAGAGGACCCAGAUCCCCUGAGGCUGCUGCUCCCUUACCUGGCGGCAACCACAGUCCCCUUCCUGGGGCCCGGACCCUGAGCAGGCGGGGGUCAGUCCAGCUGUUUCUAAACAGGAUCAUGACCCGUGAGCGGCUCCGGAAAUCAAUUUAGCAGCUCACGCCCUUAAGAAAAACAAAAUAGAGUGGAAUGAUCAGAGUGCAUGGCAAGUGGUAGGGGCCUUACCCAUCACCAGUGAGGCCCGGCCUUUGCUACAGCUUGAACCGCAUCCUAGAAACAAGAUGGCGCUAGAGAGACUGGUGCAUUCCUGAGCCCAUGAGGGGUGAGGCCCCUCCAGGCCCAGAGAUGGGGAACGUCACCGGAGACAACGGCUCGCUGAGCUGUGCCAUUGACCACACCAUCCACCAGACGCUGGCGCCGGUGGUCUAUGUCACGGUGCUGGUGGUGGGCUUCCCAGCCAACUGCCUGUCCCUCUACUUCGGCUACCUGCAGAUCAAGGCCCGGAAUGAGCUGGGCGUGUACCUGUGCAACCUGACAGUGGCCGACCUCUUCUACAUUUGCUCGCUCCCCUUCUGGCUGCAGUACGUGCUGCAGCACGACAACUGGUCCCACGGCGACCUGUCCUGCCAGCUGUGCGGCAUCCUCCUGUACGAGAACAUCUACAUCAGCGUGGGCUUCCUCUGCUGCAUCUCCGUCGACCGCUACCUGGCCGUGGCCCAUCCCUUCCGCUUCCAUCAGUUCCGCACCCUGAAGGCCGCCGUGGGAGUCAGCGUGCUCAUCUGGGCCAAAGAGCUGCUGACCAGCAUCUACUUUCUCAUGCACGAAGAGGUGGUGGAGGACCUGGACCGGCACCGCGUCUGCUUCGAGCACUACCCGCUCGAGCCCCGGCAGCGCAGCAUCAACUACUACCGCUUCCUGGUGGGCUUCCUCUUCCCCAUCUGCCUGCUGCUGGCCUCGUACCGGGGCAUCCUGCGGGCCGUGCGCCGCAGCCACGGCACCCAGAAGAGCCGCAAGGACCAGAUCCAGCGGCUGGUGCUCAGCACCGUGGUCAUCUUCCUGGCCUGCUUCCUGCCCUACCACGCGCUGCUGCUCGUGCGCAGCCUCUGGGAGUCCAGCUGCCACUUCGCCAAGGGCAUCUUCAACGCCUACCACUUCUCCCUGCUCCUCACCAGCUUCAACUGCGUGGCCGACCCCGUGCUCUACUGCUUCGUCAGCGAGACCACGCACAGGGACCUGGCCCGCCUCCGUGGGGCCUGCCUGGCCUUCCUCACCUGCGCCAGCACUGGCCGGGCCCGGGAGGCCUACCCAUUGGGUACCCCCGAGGCCCCAGGGAAGAGCGAGGAGCCCAACGUGCUGACGAAGCUCCACCCGGCCUUACAGACCUCUCAGCCACCCGGAGCGGGAGGGCCCCCAGCGGGCGGACUGGCCUAGCUGUGUCGCCCCAUCACCCACGUGCGGGGCGAAGCAAGGCCUGAGCUUGCUCGACAGCUGCUGCCCACUUGGCCAAGGCAGGUGCCUCUUGCUGCUGGAGGGGACGAUGGACCUGGGCCACGGGGCCCUGGGUCUGGGCCGCAGCACAACCUCUCUGGGUCCAGGGACCCUGCUGUGGCUGCCGAGUCCGACGGGGCUGCUCGUUGAGGGUGGGGAUAAGCUCCGACAGUGCAUGGGGGUCGUCUGCUGCCAGCUGGGCGGCUGGUGGGAGGAAGACCUGCUCACGUCCAGGAGGUUUUCAAAGAGAAGCUCGGGUGGGGGACACAGGGUGUGAGGACAUGGAGAGAGGGGCCUGGGAGAUGAGAGUGGGUACCUGGGGGCACACCUGCCAGGGCCUUCCAGUGCCGUUGUCACAGAUGACACCGGUCCAAAUGCACUGGUGUAAUCGGGGAGGUGACACACGAGAGUGUAUUGUCAUCAUUCAUACUUGAGCUUCACUCCACGAAGGGGUGGGAAGGAAGAUGAGUGGGCCCGGAGGUUGGAUGGGGAGAAGGAAUGUAGGGAGGGGUUUGGGGCACUGGGAGUGUGUGUUUGUGGGGGACAGUGGGGGAGUAACAGGUGGAGGAGAGACACCAGAUACAGCCAAGUCACAGUUUCACAGGCGAGGAGGGUUGAGCAGAUUCCCCAAGCCCCAGGGCUGAUGGAAAACAAAUCCUAGGGCUCCCUGGGGCUCCAUAGGGCGAUGUCUGUGGUCCUUUAAAGUCAGCAUUGAAGUUCAAGGGCCAGGACAGAGGCCUAAAGCAGUACGUCCAGCUGAGUUCCCUACACAGAUUCGCCUCAAUUCAUCUUGUUUCUAUCUGCCUUGAAGCACCAGACCCGGAAGCCUGCGACUUUGUGUGUGUGUGUGUGUGUCCAUGGUUAAAAUGCCAGGGUCUCCAUGACAGCUCUGCCCUAAGCCACUGAGGCUAGGGUCAUGUGACUGCUGGCAGUGUCCCCUGCCACACAGACUGGAGUGCCUAGCAGUCUCAGAGAGGAGCAUGACAUUCUCCCCAAGUUCUUAGAACAAAACAAACAACACGGAGAUGCAUGCUCUGUUAUCUCUCAGCCCAAAGCCCCGGGGUGAAGCUCCACUGUGGUUUAAAUAGCCCCUGUGACAAGAAGAGGAGGGGGCCUUGGGCUCGCCUUGCCUCCUUCGUCCUUCAGCACUGCUCCUCUGCCAGAUGUCCCACCCCACCCACCUGGAGAGUGACAGUGGGCCCACGGGCCACAUGCAGACCAGGGUACUGACCACCGUCUCUUGUUCUGUCCUGGAAGGCUGGUGAUGGGGCUCCUGCAACUUUGUGCCCAAUCUCUCCUGCAACUUUGUGCCCAAUCAUAUUAAGCCUCUGCCUGGGGGAUAUACCAAGGACCAGAGGAGCUUCUUGCUCCUCCAGGGACCUGCCCACCUUUUUAGAAAUGCUAGCCCUUCAGAUUUCCUGGUCGGUGGGCUGGAGCCAGUUCUGACUUCCCCCAAAGACCUGGGAUUUGAGCUCUCACAGCUAAGAGGCUAGGUGGGCUCAAGCCCGGGGAGGGACCAGGGAUGGGAAGAUAGAAGCUGGCAUCAGCAGAAGAUUUCUGGAAUCUGUUAAAGGGCUGCCAGGGAGAAUAUUUUUUUCAAUCUCUCUUCAUGUCUCCCCUCCCCUCUCCCAGAAGUAGAUUCACCCUGAGUUUCUUAACCCUCCCAUCAGAGGUGUCCAAAGACUGAUAGCCCAGGGUGGGUGUGCCCUAAGGAAGUGGGGUUCCAGGGCUUGCUCUAGCUCCUUCUGGAUGGCCUUCCAUAACCUGGGGAGGUUCUCUUCCCCUUCACGGAGGAGGAACUGACCAGGUCUGCAGGUAGCAAAAAAAAGGCCACCCAGCCCCAGACCAGGAUUACAAGGGCAAUGACACUGGUUGAGACCUCCAUGCUUCCUCAUUCCAAAUUUCCUCCUGUUUUGAUCUUAAACAUGGACAUUCCCACUGGGAUAAACUGGCAUGAGCUGAGGGCAGUUCCAUUUACUAUCAAGAGUUGUAUUUUUGUAUUGUCCUCUCUUUUAUGCCAAGUGUACAUGUGUUGGACCAUGCAAUGGAUUUAUGUAGCAAACUUGAGUCUGCAAAUAAAGCAAAGUAACCAGCCACA
Orcinus orca (killer whale) is the source of this 7453-nucleotide messenger RNA. It is a transcript of the gene GPR68, whose product is annotated as G protein-coupled receptor 68. Bases 4183 to 5298 code for a protein of 371 amino acids. The record is from RefSeq and is a predicted model, not a curated record. The transcript is spliced from 2 exons. Gene Ontology annotation, biological process: cellular response to pH; G protein-coupled receptor signaling pathway. Gene Ontology annotation, cellular component: membrane. Lineage: Eukaryota; Metazoa; Chordata; Mammalia; Artiodactyla; Delphinidae. Gene Ontology annotation, molecular function: G protein-coupled receptor activity.